AUGGCUCCCGUCACUUCUUCCCCGCGGCAAUUGCCCACCAAGCUGUUCAUCAACAACGAACACGUCGAAUCAAGGACAUCCAAGUAUCUAUCAGUGUACAAUCCCAAGGACAAUUCCCUAGUUUCGGAUCGGGUCCCCGUCGCCGGACAGGAGGACGUUGAUGCCGCAGUGACCGCCGCCGAAGCCGCCUUUCCUACGUGGAAGGCAUUGACAGAACUGGAGCGUCGCACCAUCCUGACAAACUUCGCAUCCCUAGUCGAAAAAAACACCGUCAUGCUGGCCGAGCUGACCCGACUCACUAUGGGCGCGCCAUACAAGGCCUUUGGUGAAUUCGAAACCGGCCUGUUCGCCGAAGCCUUCCGAUAUUACGCCGGCUGGAUUGAUAAGUUCACCGGCCAGUCCUACCCCGCGAACGAUGGCUUCUUAAAGAUCACACGCCAUGAACCCCUCGGGGUGACGGCGGGAAUCGUCCCCUGGAAUGGGCCGCUUGCCCUCGCGGGGAUGAAAGCAGCUCCUGCCUUGGCAACUGGAAACUGCUUCAUCUUGAAACCCUCAGAAAAGACUCCAUUCGCUGCGCUGGCCCUCGGAGACUUGAUCAAAGAGGCUGGAUUCCCGGCUGGUGUCUUUCAAGUGCUACCCGGGGAUGGCAGUACCGGCGCCUUACUGGCAAGACAUAUGAAGAUUCGCAAAAUUAGCUUCACGGGAUCGGUGCCGACGGGAAAGCUCAUUCAGAAGAUGGCGGCGGAGUCGAAUCUGAAGCGGGUGACGCUGGAACUGGGCGGCAAGUCGCCCGCGGUCAUCUUUGAAGACUGCAAUCUUGAUAAUGCGGUGACGUGGUGUGUCAAUGCGCUCGCCAUCAACUCGGGUCAGAUAUGCUUUGCUGCGACGAGAAUCUAUGUCCAGGAAAGCAUCCAGGCCGAGUUCACCGCCAGAUACAAGGCGGCGUUGGAGCAACGGGGCCAAUCGAUCGGCGACCCGGACCACGACUCCACGACCAUGGGGCCGUUGGCUGAUGAAGCCCAGUUCAACCGGGUGACUGGGUUUAUUGAGCGGGGUACGAAGAGUGGCUCCCUCGUCACUGGAGGAAAGCGAGUAGGUACAACGGGGUGGUUCUUGGAGCCGACGGUGUUUAGUGGAGUGCCGCAGGAUGCCGAGAUAUAUCAGCAGGAGGUCUUUGGUCCUGUGUCCAUUAUCAACACCUUUCAAACAGAAGAGGAGGUCAUCAAGAAGGCCAAUGCUACCGAGUAUGGCUUGAUGGCCGGGGUUUUCACCCAGGACAUCAACAAGGCCUUGCGCGUGGCUACGGAGUUUGACUCGGGUAUGGUAGGGGUGAACUGCAUCAGCAGGUAUUUCCUAUCGGCACCUUUCGGAGGCAGCAAACAAAGUGGCCUCGGCCGUGAGUGUGGAAAGCAAGCGUUGGAGCAUUACACGGAGACGAAAACCGUCUUUGUCAAUUUGACGUACAACUAG
Molecule: messenger RNA, 1470 nt
Organism: Aspergillus bombycis
Lineage: Eukaryota; Fungi; Ascomycota; Eurotiomycetes; Eurotiales; Aspergillaceae
Exons: 1
Coding region: 1-1470 (489 amino acids)
Molecular function (GO): aldehyde dehydrogenase (NAD+) activity
Source: RefSeq, a predicted model, not a curated record